UGAAUGUGGUUAUCCCACUAUAUAUUACAACAUGGCCUUAUAGUUUAGGUACUUUACUUUGCAAAGGGGUUGGCAGGAAAUGUUGAUAAGGUGCAAUAAUUGGUUCCAUUGUAGGAUUGAUCUUCUUUGGUACGUAUGUGGAUAAUCUGAGUGAGCACUUUUUUGGUUUUGCUUUGCACUUUGUUUGGAGAGAAUAUAAUAGAGGGAAUAAAGAGGAAGGAGAGAUCAUUUUCAUUGUUGGAAUAUCAAAUUGGAUGAGCGAUGGGAAAAGGAAUGAAAAUAUUAAGAGAAGAAAGUUAACCUAUCACAUCAAGAACUAAGAACAAGCUAAAUCAUCGGUCUGAAAUCAAAUGUGUGGAGCUUUUUGAGUCAAGUUGAUUCCGUCCUGCAUACAUAUUCCAAUACUGCGGUGAAAAAGGCAGCAGUGGAUAUUGUUCGAGGUUUAACUGGAUCUGAAGAUGGCAUGCAAGCCCUUGCCAAAUAUUCUAAAGUGGUGCUAUCGAAAUUAUCUAACCUCUUGGGGGAUCCCAAGGAAGUAUCGGAACCUGCCGCUGAGUCUCUUGUAAAUUUAUCCCAGAAUUCCGAUCUAGCUGGGCAGAUGAUAUCAACAGGAAUGGUUAAGCAAACUAUGGAUAUUUUAUAUAAGCCAGAAUCUACUAUCAGGCGAUUACUCGUUAUGCUUUUAGUAAAUCUUACUCAGUUGGAUGCCGGUAUUGCUUCCUUACUUCAGGCUGAAGAUGAGAAGCUACAAGGACUGUAUGUUAAGAAGCUUGUGAGAUCAUUUUGUAGAUCCCCUGACGAGAACCAAGGUGAUCCAUUUGAACAUGUUGGCUCUAUACUUGUGAACAUCUCAAAGAAGGAAGCAGGACGAAAAAUUUUGCUGGACCCCAAAAGUGGGCUUCUAAAGCAGAUUAUUAUGCAGUUCGAUUCGACAAGUCUACUACGGAAACAAGGGGUCUCAGGAACUAUUCGUAAUUGCUGCUUUGAAGCUGAAGAUCAGCUGGCAAACUUGCUGUUAACUUCAGAGUUUCUUUGGCCAGCUUUGCUUUUGCCUGUCGCUGGAAACAAGAUAUACGAUCAUCAGGACACAUCCAAGAUGCCUCAUGAACUAGCGAAUGCUCUUUCAAUUGAGCGUGAACCAGUUACUGAUAUUGAGAUUCGUGUUCAAGCAUUAGAGGCUAUUUAUUUGAUCGUCUUACAGGGGGCUGGCCGAAGAGCCUUUUGGUCUAUUAAUGGUCCGAGGAUUUUGCAAGUAGGUUAUGAAGAUGAGGAGGAUCCAAAAGUAAUGGAAGCUUACGAGAGAGUUGGUGCCCUGUUGGUCGAAACAAGUGGGACCGAGUAAAGGUCGACUGCAUCAUUUAAUACAGUCAGACAUUCCUUUAGGAUCAUUUGUUGCUGAAAUAUAUAUGCUUCCGAAAGAAGAAAAAGAAUUUAGUUUGUAUCUUCUGUUUUUUGAUAUGUAGGAAUUGUAAGGACUUCAUGGUUGAUUUUAUUGAUAUUAGGGGAUUUAGAUCAUGAUUUUAACCCUUUUUGUUGUUCAUAAAUGAGAGAACAAGUUUUUGGUUUUAGUUUUUAUUAUGAAAUAAGUUAUGUCAAUUUUAUGGUAGUGCUUUUAUUUUC
Amaranthus tricolor (Joseph's coat) is the source of this 1620-nucleotide messenger RNA. RefSeq lists its product as uncharacterized. The coding region runs from base 464 to 1342 and encodes 292 amino acids. The transcript is spliced from 9 exons. NCBI's taxonomy places the organism in Eukaryota, Viridiplantae, Streptophyta, Magnoliopsida, Caryophyllales, Amaranthaceae. The record is from RefSeq and is a predicted model, not a curated record.